Messenger RNA from Parnassius apollo (apollo), 489 nucleotides. The record is from the annotation of a GenBank genome assembly. Lineage: Eukaryota; Metazoa; Arthropoda; Insecta; Lepidoptera; Papilionidae.
AUGAGUUGCUGGUUGAAUGAGGAGAGUCUUUCGUUUCUGGAACAUUACCAAAUGGAACCAUGCAUCUGGAAUCCGAAAGAUGCAAAUCAUAAAGAUAAGAAGAAACAAGCAGAUGCAUGGAUUCGUCUUGCUGAACUUACUGGAAGACCAGUAAAGGAAAUAAAAAAUAAAAAGGAGAUAUUGAUGACUACUUUUCGCAAGCACUUGAAAAAAAAACGUGAAUCUAUGCGUUCUGGCGCAGGUGGACAACCAACCUGGAUAACAAUGGACGAAUUAUUGGAGAUAUCGGCGGACACGGCAGUGGAUGACAGAAUCUUAGACCGGAUUAAACUGUUGGAUCUUUCCCAAAGAGCUCUGUUUGGGAAUGAGCUGAACGUGGACCCACAGAUAUUGAAUAAACUGUGUUUUGCCUUGCCAGCAUUAGGUUUGGCUCAAGUUUUUAAUUCACUGGCUGUGGAUUUACCAGAGAAACAUCGUAUCAUAUCGUGA